CUUCUGAUUAAUCUCUUCAGAGGAACAGUGCAGGAAACUGGACAGGCCCGUUGUGUUUAGAGGGAGCUGUUCAGCACCAGUAGUUAAGUUACAUGUAACUUACCACUGAAGGGACAUAACAGUAAAUCCAAUGGCCUGGUCAGCUAUAUUGUUCCCGGACUGCUGCUGCUUCCAGUGGUUUCCCAGCUAAAUUCAAUGAAAUGGCAACGCAUGUGGGUGGAAACAAGCGUCCCCUACGAAGGAGACGAGAGGACGGAGAGAAUAAUGUCAGCGCGAAGAGGGACAAACCUGGAGCCAGUCGGUUGGAGUCUUGUUUGGAUCAGCCAAUGGAUUCAGACAGUAUCCAUGAAGUCAUCAAGUAUACGCCCUCACCGCUACCAGCCAAACAUUAUGAUGCCGAUACCACUGAACCAAUCAGCUGUGGGCUUCUGACUUUGGAGGAGCUGUUGUCGUGGAAACGAAGCGAGGCAAACCCAUUUGUGGGAGUGGUGCCUCUGGCACCUCGGGCGCCUUCUCUGGCCAGUUGUCCACGUCGGACCCUGGUCUCUCAUGACAUGAUGGGCGGCUACCUAGACGACAGGUUUGUCCAGGGGACAGUUGCAGAGGCUCCUUAUGCCUUCUACCACUGGCAGUACAUUGAUAUUUUCAACUACUUCACACACAACCUGGUGACUAUUCCUCCUGCUGUGUGGACCAAUGCCGCACAUAAACAUGGAGUCGUUGUUCUAGGGACUUUCAUCACCGAGUGGACUGAUGGCGCAGAGAUAUGCAAGGCCUUCCUGAAAGACGAGGAGUCGUACCGGGCAGUGGCUGAUAAGCUAGUCCAGAUCAGUCACUGUUAUGGCUUUGAUGGCUGGCUCAUUAACAUAGAGAACCCCCUCAGCGAGGUUACAGUGAAGAACACGCCUUUGUUCCUGCGCUAUCUGACUGACCAGAUGCACGAGCGAUUGUCCGGCAGCCUGGUCGUGUGGUACGACAGUGUGAUCGAAAACGGACAGCUAAAAUGGCAAAAUGAACUCAACCAGUCCAACAGGAUGUUUUUCGAUGCUUGUGAUGGUUUAUUCACCAACUACAACUGGACGGAGCAGAACCUGGAGUGGAUGAGUGAAUUCAGUGGGGUCCAAGGCCGCCAGGCUGAUGUCUACAUCGGGGUGGACGUGUUCGCCCGAGGCAAGGUGGUGGGAGGAAUGUUCGAAACAAAUAAGGCACUGGAGAUCAUUCGGAAGCACAACUUCUCUGCAGCCAUCUUUGCUCCGGGCUGGGUGUAUGAGACCCACCACGAUAAGACCGAAUUUCGCAAGAACCAGGACAAGUUCUGGGCUCUUCUGUCAGACUACCUGUACAUCCAUGGGCCAGCCUCGUCUCUGCCCUUCAUCUCCUCCUUCUGCCAGGGCUUUGGGAAGGCUAUCUACUGGAAAGGAAAGCGUGAGGCGAUGAGGAGCUGGUUCAACUUGACUGCCCAGGAGAUCCAGCCCCUGUACUACCACACCGAGCUGGAGGCCCAGGGCUGGCUGAGGAGCCGCGGCUGCCCCGAGGACGCCUGGAACGGAGGCUGCUCACUGCUGCUGGACGGACUCAUCCCUGCUACACGUUGUAUCCCGCCUCCCACCCGGUAUCAGCUGGAAUAG
Micropterus dolomieu (smallmouth bass) is the source of this 1628-nucleotide messenger RNA. Its product is annotated as cytosolic endo-beta-N-acetylglucosaminidase-like. The record is from RefSeq and is a predicted model, not a curated record. Bases 201 to 1628 code for a protein of 475 amino acids. Gene Ontology annotation, molecular function: mannosyl-glycoprotein endo-beta-N-acetylglucosaminidase activity. Lineage: Eukaryota; Metazoa; Chordata; Actinopteri; Centrarchiformes; Centrarchidae. The transcript has 12 exons. Gene Ontology annotation, cellular component: cytoplasm. Gene Ontology annotation, biological process: protein deglycosylation.